This is a messenger RNA of Ixodes scapularis (black-legged tick), 1551 nucleotides long. RefSeq lists its product as uncharacterized. Gene Ontology annotation, molecular function: zinc ion binding; nucleic acid binding. Lineage: Eukaryota; Metazoa; Arthropoda; Arachnida; Ixodida; Ixodidae. The record is from RefSeq and is a predicted model, not a curated record. Bases 1 to 1551 code for a protein of 516 amino acids. The transcript has a single exon.
AUGGAACGUCUCAAGGCAAAACUUGGAGUGAAGCGGUCGCUAAACACGAAAAUUAUCCAUGAGGCGACAGCGGGGAUGGAGACAGCGGACCUGGCAUCGCUGACUGCCUGGCUAGAAAGGCUGAAGGCCAAUAACAGGGCUCUUCAAGAGUUGAACGUGGAGGUAGAAGAUCAUAUAUCGGAACAAGACCUCGUCGCAGAGUACACUACGGUCACGGAGUACGACGACGAGGCCAUCCGAAUGAUGGCGUUGUUGGACUGCAAGGCAGACUCACUGAGACGUAAAGAACAACAGGCACAGGCCACCCAGAUGACCACAUCCGCGACAACAUCUGCGACUGCCACUACAGACCUGGGAAGAAAUCGCACCAACAUGACUAGCGGCGUGAAGCUUCCCAAGUUACGACUUAAAACUUUCAACGGCGAGGUUAGCGCGUGGCAGAGCUUCUGGGAGCAGUUCGGUCGUGCUAUCCACGAAAACGAUAGCAUGCCACGAUCGGACAAGUUUCAGUACCUGCGCAACCAUGUCACCGGACCAGCGGCGGCGGCCAUCGCUGGGCUCCAGGCAACUGAGGCCUGCUACGACGAUGCCAUUGAAAUCCUGACACUGCGCUUCGGUGAUAAACGAAGGAUCGAGCAAAAUCAUCUGGCGAAGCUCCGAGCACUGCCUCCUGUGGCCUCCGCGAAAGACACGAAAGGCCUCCGAAAGAUGUACGAUCACGUCCAGACGAACAUCCGAGGUCUGAAAGGGCUCGGCGUGGGAUCGGUAACGUACUGCACGAUGAUGUCCGAUAUCCUCCUCAAGGCCUUGCCGAGCGAAGUCGUCAUAAAUUAUCACCGGCAGCAGGCAAGCAGCACUGCCUACAGGUCGACGGGAGAAACGCAAAACAGUCCGACUUCACUGACUUCACCAGCGGUGCAGGACACCGGACACUCUGUCGACGGACCACUUUCCACCCGGAGCGCUUCAAGGCCGCCCUCUUUCGCCGAUGCCGAAGAUGAGCUCGCCGAUAUUCUAAGCUUCCUUCGGAUCGAAGUUGAGAGUAGGGAGAGAGCCGGAGUAGUAGAAGAACGGCAAGAGACGCAGAAGAAAAGGACUGAAAGACCCAGAAUGCCAGCAGCCUCUGUGCUACAUGCAAAUAUCACAAGCCCCUGCUUCUUUUGCCGGUCCACAAAGCACGCAACAGAAGUAUGUACUGGCGACCUCACGUUAGAGGUGAAGAAAAGGAGGCUGGCGGAAGAAAACCGCUGCUUCAGAUGCACAAUCGGAGGGCACCGGGCGAGGGAGUGUCGGCAGAAAAUGACAUGCACGUCGUGCUCCGGUCGACAUGCCACAUCCAUGUGCGACCCGAACUGGAAACCUAACGUGAAGAAAUCGGAUAGAGGUGCCCCUGCGACAAGCGUCCAGAACGCAAUCUCCGACAGUGCUGACGUCCCAUUGGAUUCCGAAGAGCUUCUUCAAACAUUCCGAGCCUGGGCUGAGGAAGGAAAGCAAAGACUUUACGUGCGAGCCAUUAUCGAUGGAGGUAACCAACGGACGUUCAUUUGUUAG